Molecule: messenger RNA, 816 nt
Organism: Pyrenophora tritici-repentis Pt-1C-BFP
Lineage: Eukaryota; Fungi; Ascomycota; Dothideomycetes; Pleosporales; Pleosporaceae
Source: RefSeq, a predicted model, not a curated record
AUGACCCUCCAACCCACCCCCCGCGCCCUCCUCUUCGACGUCUUCGGCACCUGCGUCAACUGGCGCAACUCCGUAACAGCCGCCCUCCAAACACUCGCCCACGCCUCCCUCAACUCAGCCACUGCAUCCCUAGCCUCGACGUUGCGUCUGCGGGCGUCCUCAAUGACUCCAGCAGAUUGGGCCUUAUUCGCUCAAGAGUGGAGGAACAGUUACAAAGUAUUCACCAAACAGCUUGCAGCCGACACUUCGGUGCCAUGGAUGUCUGUUGAUGAGCACCACUUGCUGUCGCUGAGGGAGCUUUUGCAGAAAUGGGGCUUGGAGGGCUUGUGGAGCGAGGAAGAGGUAAAGGAAUUGAGUUUGGUGUGGCAUAGGCUUGAGGCGUGGGGGGAUGCGGCGGAGGGGGUGGGGUUGUUGAAUACGCGAUUUGAAGAUCUCCGAGAACACAGCAAAAUCCCAUUCACCCAAAUCUUUUCAGCGGAGCUUUUCGGGACAUAUAAACCCUCGCCUGCGGUUUACCUAGGUGCAGUGGAGAAGCUUGGUUUGCAGCCUAAUGAUUGUGUGAUGGUGGCGGCACAUUUGCCAGAUCUCAAGGCAGCAAAGGAGAAUGGGUUGCGGACUGUUUAUGUGGAGCGGGCUGGGGAGGAGGAUUGGAGUGAAGAGCAGAUUGAUGAGGCGAGGGAGGCGGGUUGGGUGGAUAUUUGGGUUGGGGAGGGGGGAAAUAGGGGGUUUAUCACGAUGGCGGAGAGGUUGGGUAUCGAUGUCGAGAGUGGGAAGGGUGAGAGGUUGAGUGCUUCAGUUCCUAGUCAUAUGGGCUGA